AUGAAUCAUCAUGGAGCACCAUUGAAUAAGUUGAUAGCAGUGGCUAUAGACAAAGAUAGAGGAAGCCAAAUUGCUCUAAAAUGGGCUGUUGACAAUCUUUUAGCCAUGGGAGACACUGUUAUUCUGAUCCAUGUCAAAGUUACAGCAUCUGCUAGCAAUGAUGGAUCAGGAAUGACGGAAUUGGAUCUGCAGUUGAAAGAACUCUUUCUUCCUUACCGAAUAUUUUGUACACGUAAAGGUAUCCAAUGUCAUGUUGUUGUUUUAGAGGAUGCCGAUGUGGCCAAAGCAAUCAGUAGAUAUAUCAGCCGAACAUCAAUAGAGGUACUAAUUCUCGGUGCAGCAGCAAAAGUUGGUCUUCUCAGAUCAAUAUUUAAAAUCAAAGAUGAUAUUCCUGGAAACGUUGUAAAACGGGUUCCCAAUUUCUGCACUGUGUAUAGCAUCUCCAAAUCUGGAAAGGUUUCAUUUGCGCAAUCUGCUGUUAGCGUCGCACCAGAUAUACACCCACUACGUCACCAGUUCAUGCCGGCCAAUAAUGUCAAAUCUAAUUCUGUGACUUCUAGUCUGAUUGAUCCCCAAGAGAAAAAAACUAUCGAAGAAUUGAACUACAUGUCUGUCUUGCUAGCUCAGAGGGAAUCUGAGAUAGCUGUGUUACAAGCUCAAUUGCAACAGGCCUCUCAGGGCACAAGUACGGGACCAGGUGCGAUAGAGGACCUGCAGGCUGAAAACGCUCAGCUUAAGACUGAGAUAGCCGUGUUGCAAGCUCAAUCGCAACAGGCCUCUCAGGGCACAAGUACGGAACCAGGUGCCAUGGAGGAACUGCAGGCUGAAAAUGCUCAGCUUAAGGCUGAGAUAGCCCUGUUGGAAGCUCAAUCGCAACAGGCCUCUCAGGGCACAAGUACGGGACCAG
Molecule: messenger RNA, 907 nt
Organism: Capsicum annuum
Lineage: Eukaryota; Viridiplantae; Streptophyta; Magnoliopsida; Solanales; Solanaceae
Product: U-box domain-containing protein 51
Exons: 1
Source: RefSeq, a predicted model, not a curated record